AUGGCGUCACGACGGGCCAUGUCCCGGCCGUCGACACUCAAUUUCUUUCAAGGUCAUCAUGCAACACGGCCGCGUCCACGAUCAUUCACGCAUAGAACCUCUCUUCUCCUAGUUGCUCGACCUACUCCACGCCCACAGCUGCCCUUCCUCAACCCUGUGUCUCGAGUAAAUGCCAUUCAAGCCCAGGUAGGGCGUUUCAUCUCCACUGAACGCAAGCAAAGAUGGAAACACAACUUCUGGCGUCAGGUCCGAUUCCACGGUUAUCUAUGGCCCUCAAUAUUCCUUGUCGUCGUCGUCAUGAACGGCCUCAAGCAUGUCAAACUCGAGCAGGAAUACCCCACGCCGCCGGAAUGGAGCUUUUGGACUCGCUGGUCAUAUCGCAUGGCCAAGUACUCAGAGUUCGAAGAGGAGGCCAAGAUUCAUCGUGUCUUGACGGACUGGAGGCAGGCUGGAGUUUACUAUAUGGAGGUACUGAAGAGGCUGGAGAGCGAAAAGUAUGAUGGAAAAGAUCUGGUUCGUAACUCUUCAGAUCAGGAAGACGGCUUCAAUAUCAAUGCCAAAAGUGAGCAGUGGCAACGAAGCUAUCUUGAGGUCUUGAUGGGAGCUGCACGUGUUUCAGAGAAUCUGCAGGGCAUGUGUAGGAGGAAAGGCGAUCCAAAGGGCAAAAUCUAUCCUCGAGAGUGCAUCCCCGGUCCUGAUAACCCACGCCCCAAGCCCUUGCCAUGGAAUAAGAACAAAUCUCACAAAAAUCCACCACACGCCCACGAGGUCGAGGAUGCUUUCCCAUCUCCUCAUAUCUUUUACAAUAGAAUUCUAACCACCGACAGCUUCACCACCAGAGAACGGCUCGAUGCAGCCCUGGCUUAUGCUGACUGGAUGGAGUUUACCGGCCAGGCGGAGGCUUCAGAUCAGUGGUACCAGCGAGGUGUCAUGAUUGCAUCCCGGGCUUUGCCAGCCAACGUGAGAGAUUCAGUGGUCGACUUGAACUCUGGCGUUAUCAACAAAACUCAUGAUGAGGAUGUUACGGACAACGUCUUGAAAGCGUCCACCGCAUUAGCGGUACACUAUGCUAGAGGCGGGCGUGUCAAGGAUGCACUACCAAUAUUCCUCAGUGUAUUGCGAGCUAGGAAAUCAUUGCCCCCGUCGCCAUUGGGAGCAACUGGGAAAAAAGAAAGGACCAGGCAAAACAACAACACUUGGCUGGAGAAUCUCUAUGCUCUAAAGGAUUUGAUCAUCGAAAGACCAUUUCCUCCUCCAUCACCAACGGGAGACGAGCGUCCUUACCACACCUUAAAAGAAGCCUGCGAAGAAGUCGCUUUGAUGACCUACAUUGGUGAAAUUCUGUUCGCUACAAGCGAGAGUGAACGGGAAAAGGGGCUGGGCUGGACGAGAGAUAGCGUUGACGCUGCUGAGGCUGUCAUGUGGGUCAUGGAUGAGCAGAAGGUGGAUGAUGGUCGAGAAACAUGUCGUCAAUGUCUUGAAACUGGGCUCCAGAAUUGGAAAGAAAUGGCACGUCACAUGGCCCGGCUUGCGGGGACGAAAGAAGCCGAAAUUCGAAAUGGUUCUGGACUCUUAGGCUUGGGGUUCGGCAAAUCCGGACAACUUUCAAAGGCUCACCAGGAGACGAUGAGAUGGGAGGAAGAGAACGAGGUUAUCGAGCUGAGACGACAGAAAACACUUCCUUUGACACAAGCUCCAAAAGCUGUUGUUGGAGACUGGCGCGCUAACUCUGCCUGA
This is a messenger RNA of Exophiala aquamarina CBS 119918, 1737 nucleotides long. RefSeq lists its product as uncharacterized. NCBI's taxonomy places the organism in Eukaryota, Fungi, Ascomycota, Eurotiomycetes, Chaetothyriales, Herpotrichiellaceae. Bases 1 to 1737 code for a protein of 578 amino acids. The transcript has a single exon. The record is from RefSeq and is a predicted model, not a curated record.